This is a messenger RNA of Prorocentrum cordatum, 1247 nucleotides long. The record is from the annotation of a GenBank genome assembly. NCBI's taxonomy places the organism in Eukaryota, Dinophyceae, Prorocentrales, Prorocentraceae.
AGGGGGAGGAGGAGGAGGAGGAGGAGGAGGAGGGAGAGGAGGAGCCAGGGUGGCAACACCCUGGUCUCAAACACGCAAAGGCGUCGGCGAGAGCGCCAGCCUAAACACCUGAAGGCUUUCGGACCCUUUGCGGCUCAUUUUGCCACCGUGGCAUGCUUGGCCAGAGUCUCCACGCCUUCGGCGUCGAUGUUGACCCCUUCGCCGUCAGGCGUGCCGUGGCGCCAUUGGCCGCGGUAGGCCCAUCCAUCCGACCAGGUGAGGGUGCCCUCGCCGUGCUUCUCGUCCGAAAGGUGGUCGCCGUCGUACCUGGACCCGUCGGGCCACUCCAUGGUGCCCCUGCCGUGCAUGUGGCCGCCCAGCCACUGCCCGCGGCACUUCCUGCCGUCCAUGCGCGCGCAGACGCCGUCGCCGUGCAUCUUAUCGUCCACGAACUGCCCGCGGUGCUCGACCCCAGCGGUGUGCCCAGUGUGUAUUGCUCGCGGAUGGGCUCGACGGGCUUCGGCCUCUAGACGCCGACGCCGUGCUUGUUGCCCGUGCGGAACUCGUCAUCGUACUGGGACCCGCCCGCCCGCACAUCCCUGCCGCUGCCGUGCUACAAGCCGAAUGCCCAGUUGCCCUCGUAGUAGGCGCCGUCCUUGAGGGUGCACCUGCCAAGCUCGUGGGCGCUGUCGUUGCUCCACUGGCCCACGAAGGCGCAGCCCUGCUUGGAGGUGAACGCGCCGUGGCCGUGGGCGGAGCCGUUCACGAACGAACCCUCGCAGACUCCGCCGUCGCUCUUGGCCAUCCGUCCCUGGCCGUGCACGACGUCGCCCUUCCACUGGCCGGCGCACCUCGUGCCAAGGCGCACCUCUGUCUCUGGCCUCUCCACGAGCUCGCAGCCGUGCAGGUCCUUCCGGCGCGGGCGCGGGCUCGCCAGCGUGGGCUCGGCCGGGCAGACGACGGCCUCCUGCUCGCCGUGCGCCGCCGACGACGGCCUCCUGCUGGCCGUGCGCCUGGCAGACGCCGGCCUUCUGCUCCUGCUGCGCGCCGUCGGAACAGCACGGGGUCGAGCACCACAGCUGGUCGAAAGGCAUCUGCGCCGUCGGCGCCGCGGGGACCGCUGGCAACCCGGCGGCCCCAAGGCAGCUGUGGAGCGCCAGGCGGCCAGGCGGGAGCUCCUCCUUGAAGGCGUCGCCGCCGCCAGUGUGCCCUCCGGCCCGCCGAACAUGGCGUCCGGGCCGCGGUCUGCAGCUUGAGCCACAAUGGCU